This is a messenger RNA of Spirometra erinaceieuropaei, 513 nucleotides long. Lineage: Eukaryota; Metazoa; Platyhelminthes; Cestoda; Diphyllobothriidea; Diphyllobothriidae. The record is from the annotation of a GenBank genome assembly.
AUGACGAUUUCCGAAGCUGAAGAACGAGAACUUUUCAAUAUAGGAAAAAUUAAGAAUAUCGUCACCCUGCCUGCUGACAAGGGGCGCUCGACGGUCGUCAUGGAUAAGACCGAAUACUGGACUAAACUGGAGAACUUGCUGAUGGACACGGAAUCUUAUGCGCUUUCGAGUGCCAGCGAGUUCAAAAAGCUUGUAAACAACAUAAACAAGACGGUAGGGAGGUUAAAGAAAGCGAACGCCCUCACGAGAAGAGAUGCCCUGUCCGCGAAAGCUACUGACACCGCGAUGGCACGCUUCUACGGCCUGCUCAAGGUACACAAGCCAGGAGUGCCCCUCCGCCCAAUCGUCUCUUUGCGUGGCACCCCAACCUUUGGACUGUCAAAGUGGCUAUACCGGCGACUGCGUUUCCUCAUCAAGGACUCGGAGUGGACGGUGAAGUCAGCUGAAGAGUUUUUGACUCGCACCCGACAUCGUAGAGUGGAGGCAGACGACGGGUCGGUGUCACCGACUUGA